This is a messenger RNA of Balaenoptera acutorostrata (minke whale), 1988 nucleotides long. RefSeq names its product N-alpha-acetyltransferase 60, NatF catalytic subunit (gene NAA60). Gene Ontology annotation, cellular component: Golgi membrane. The record is from RefSeq and is a predicted model, not a curated record. The transcript has 7 exons. Gene Ontology annotation, biological process: N-terminal peptidyl-methionine acetylation. Lineage: Eukaryota; Metazoa; Chordata; Mammalia; Artiodactyla; Balaenopteridae. Bases 467 to 1195 code for a protein of 242 amino acids. Gene Ontology annotation, molecular function: histone acetyltransferase activity; protein-N-terminal amino-acid acetyltransferase activity.
GGAGGCGGAAGUGCCUUGGGCAGCCGCCUCCGUCCAGGCUGCGGCCCCUACCGGUUACAUAACUCGUUGAGGGCUGCGCGCGGCCCCACUUCCUGGCUCUCUGAGAACCGAGGAUGCACUGAGCCCCACAACGCCGUCCGCUGCCGCCGGCUCUCUCCCGAGAGAAAUGUACCGAAAGGUGGCCUGUGUGGCUUCGGUGCCCGUCCACCAGCACCCCAGGCCUUAAGACAGAGGGCUGACUCGGGGGCUGUGCUCUGGCUUCACCCACCGGCCUCUGUUCUCUAGAAGUGCCCACUCAGCCUCCUUGCAGUCAGCCCCCUGCCGCAGGUGCCAGAGGUCAAGGCCUUGCUUCCUGUGGCUCCGGGUGCCCUGUGUCUGCCCAUGACCACCCAGAUCCAGGCUCUGCAGCCGGUUUUGUUGGUUGCCUGCACUUGUCCUGCCAGCUCCGGAGGAGAGACUGGUGUGAAUGACAGAGGUGGUGCCAUCCAGCUCCCUCAGCGAGGUCAGCCUGCGUCUCCUCUGCCACGAUGACAUAGACACCGUGAAGCACCUGUGCGGCGACUGGUUCCCCAUCGAUUACCCAGACUCAUGGUAUCGUGAUAUCACCUCCAACAAGAAGUUCUUUUCCCUCGCCGCAACCUACAGGGGCGCCAUCGUGGGAAUGAUCGUAGCUGAAAUAAAAAGUAGGACCAAGAUACAUAAGGAGGAUGGAGAUAUUCUAGCCUCCAGCUUCUCUGUUGACACACAGGUUGCGUACAUCCUAAGCCUGGGAGUAGUGAAGGAAUUCAGAAAGCAUGGCAUAGGUUCCCUAUUACUUGAGAGUUUAAAGGAUCACAUAUCAACCACCGCCCAGGACCACUGCAAAGCCAUCUACCUGCAUGUCCUCACUACCAACAAUACGGCUAUAAACUUCUACGAAAACAGAGACUUCAAGCAGCAUCACUAUCUCCCCUAUUACUAUUCCAUCCGAGGGGUCCUCAAAGAUGGCUUCACCUAUGUCCUCUACAUCAACGGUGGCCACCCUCCCUGGACCAUCCUAUAUCCUUUCUCUUUCGGGGGUGAGGUAUUGUGGCUUCCUAGCAGGGCCCUUGCGCCAGCUGGAGCUGUGGUUGCCUUCACAUGGCAUCCACAAGGCCAAGCUCACGGGACCAGAUGUUGUUGUGGGCGGGUCUGGCCGGCACAUCUUGGGAAAUGACGGUCUGGGUGUGGACAUUGGGAAAGCAGGCCAGCUCUGGCACUUGGCGCUCGCUGGACGUUAGACUGGUAUGAGGGGAGUGUUCAGCCUCCUGGCCCAAGAUCCAUCCAUCCAUCAAGUAUCGAAUGAGAGCCUCCUGUUUCAGGUGCGUGGGGGAUACAACAGUGAAUGAAACAGCCAGAAGCCCCUGCUCUCAUGGGGCUGUGUGCUGGUGGGGGAGAAGACAAGCAAGUGAGGUGAAACAAACUGUUUGCUGUUUUUGAACACUUGGGUUCAAACCUUCUUUGCUGGGUGCGUGACCCAGAGGUGUGUCCCUGCCCUGCUCCCUCCUCUUUAACUCUCUCUGGCCCUUGACAGGUUCAGUGGAGGCCAGGAGACUUCCUGAUAGUCAUAGGGUGUGAUCCCCAAAAUACUGUGUGUAUGUGAGAGAGAGAAGUUAAAUGAAUGAGUCCAGGAUUUAUCCAUUUCACAGGGAAAUAAACGAGAAAGACAAGGGCGACCCAAAAGCCUGCAGGCCUAGCUCCUGUGAAGAUGGGUCUCUGUGGGUGUCCACAGGGUCAGGACUGCUGACCCCUCCUCAUCACAGGGACAGGGCCCUGCCACUCUGAGGACUGAGCAUAGGGGAGAACUAGGAACACUUGCUCUGCCAGACCCCUCCCCCAGCACCCAGUCCUGUCCAGCCUUAGUCUGGGUGUCCAGGUGCCUGGGGCCUCACCCAGAAGGUCCCUUGUACCCAGGCUCUGCCCUGCAUUAUUUUGUGCAGCAGAGCCCCCUCCAUCUGAUGAGGCUUUCC